Messenger RNA from Homalodisca vitripennis (glassy-winged sharpshooter), 2366 nucleotides. RefSeq lists its product as uncharacterized. The coding region runs from base 137 to 2152 and encodes 671 amino acids. The transcript has 7 exons. The record is from RefSeq and is a predicted model, not a curated record. Lineage: Eukaryota; Metazoa; Arthropoda; Insecta; Hemiptera; Cicadellidae.
GUGGCAGUGACAGCAGUGUCGCGCGCCCGGCUUGGCGGGAGUCUUCAUUCGCACUCGCUUUCUGUCAGUGAACGUUCCGGUCGGAUAUAACUGGUAUCAUCGAUUUUCAAGGCUAUGUCAGUGUUGUGACUUUGUUAUGAUCGUGAUGGAUUCCAAGGAUCUACUCACCGAGGUGAGCAUGUUCCUGAAAGUAACCCUGGUAGGAGAGAAUCUGUCGGACCAUGCUGAAGGCUGUCGGCAGAAGCUGAUCGCCAAACUGACCAAUCGAGAUGCGUCUCCUCCACCCACACAGGCUUACGUGGACAUGAAUGGAAGUUCCCACUGUCAUCAUAAGGUUCAACAGCAACACAGCAACUGUUAUGAAGAAUUUGACAGGACCUUUUACUCAAAUACUAAAGACAAACCGCACAUUCCUGAUGCCUUCAUGAAUAACUUGUAUAACAACACCAAUUCAAUGGGGGAGGAAAACAUAUAUGCCAACAAUGAUGAGACUGAAAACUACAUCAACAUUAAAUAUACCUCUCAGAAUCAAGAGGAUAAUCUAUACAUUAAUCCUACCUCACCUCUAGCCAACACUCCAGUCACUCCAAGCAAGCCGUCAUUGGUGCUGAACAGUACAUCUAAUUCAAACUCUGAAAGGAACUCGGUGAUUAGCUUUAAGAAAGACUCACCAGACAGGAUCAGUGUAUCAUCUAGCCUUACCUCAAACUCAAGGUGUGAGGAGUCUCCUGAGGUUUUAGCCGUAUCAGCAUCUGCGAUGCGCUACAAAGCAACCAAGACCGGACUGCUUCGGCGGAGAGAGAAGAUAUUUUUCAUGGAUCACAGAAAACCCUACUGGGUGGCUCUAAUCAAUGAGACACUCUUUAUGUUCACUUCUGACAAGGAUGCCAAACCUCUGUUUGAGUUGGAUAUCUCCGGCUAUAAAGCUCGUGCUGUAGUGAUAUCUGCCAGUACAAAGCCUGACUACAAGUUUGAGUUGAUUGCUCCUGGCAGUAAAACUCACCAGUUCUGUGCCGAUAAUGAGUUGAACAUGAAGUCUUGGAUCUCUGCAAUAAACAUAGCCACCAAGCAAUCAGACCCGGACCCAAUAAGAGAGUGGGGACGUCAGCUGCCCUCCUUGCCAGCAGUACAGAACAUGUACGACCAGCCGGGUCCCCGACGAAUGACUUGCCCUGUUACCUACGACCAGCCUGACUCUACCAAACAACCACUGAUUGAGACAGAGUACGAGUCACCUGACGGAGUAGCCAGCUGUGUCAGCCAGUCCUCACCUGUACGCUUAGCUCUCAACCAUGAACUGUCGCAAUUCCUUACCAAGGGGAAGAAGUCUACUGAUCAGCUGGCCACACCUCCAAAGCAGAAUGGAGAGAGACGGAGUCCUAGCGCGAGUGGGAGGCAAUCUGCUAGCCCUCGUGAAACUAGACGACUGCCACUGCUGCCACACCAGCAACUGGAAACAUAUGACAAAUUGGAACCGACCGUGAGACCAGUCAACGACAAUCCAGAGCUUUACGAGACCCUGUGUGAAGAGGUGUAUCACUGCAUUGACGACACUCAACUACAGAAUCUCAAGGAACCAAGACGACUACCAUUGUUGCCUUAUGAGCAGGAGACUUAUGACCAGCCGGAACCUACGGUCAGGCCUGUCAACAACCUGCAAAAUGUCCAAAGGGAGUCAAGGAAACUGCCACUGUUGCCCCCAAAUCGAAUGCUAGAUCCCAAUUCUCAUAUUGUCCAAGAGGGGGUUUACUCUGACACAGUUGAGAGUGACAGGCCAUCAAGUGAGGAGGCUCUCUAUAACAACGUAACAGAGGAGGAUUCUGAUACCGAGUUUGAUGACAUCGAUGAUGAUGGUGACGAUCAGCCCAACUACUGUAACACACUGCCUUAUCCUGAGCAAGAGACUGACCGAGAUUGUAUUUACGAUGUAAUUACGGAACAGCGUCAACUACUCACGGCUUCUCCUGUCAGUGAACCUCUUGGUGCGGCAUUUCCCCCGUCCUCCGACAUAGAGCAGAAAGUUAACACAGUGGACAAGAAGAGAGUAUCGUCGCACUAUGUAAAUAGUAUGGCGACCUUUUUCUCUAAAUCUUUCAUGAAACCACAACUCAAAGAAGUGAAACCACCAGUUAUCAACAAAAGUUUUCGGUAGUCCUAAAUAUGAACUGUUCUUCAUAACAGAAAAUCCCUGCGUGCUCAAAAAUCCUUGCUACGUUAUGGAAUCAAGAAAACAUCUCUGUGAUAUAAAACAAAACUCUUACAUUAGUAAUAAUUAUUUAGAUUUAUUUAUGUAUAUAUUUAAAUGCUUUUUAUUGGAUAUUUUAUUAUAUUUUUAAAUUUGAUUUAAAGAAAUUGCUUCGCAUCAA